Molecule: messenger RNA, 450 nt
Organism: Megalops cyprinoides (Indo-Pacific tarpon)
Lineage: Eukaryota; Metazoa; Chordata; Actinopteri; Elopiformes; Megalopidae
Product: butyrophilin subfamily 1 member A1-like
Exons: 4
Coding region: 43-450 (135 amino acids)
Source: RefSeq, a predicted model, not a curated record
UCUGUUAAAGUGGAAGUAAGAGGAACUGAGCCACUGAUCUCCAUGGAGGGACACAGAGAAUGGGGGAUCGGCCUGCUGUGUGAAUCUAAAGGCUGGGAUCUUCAGCCUGAACUCAUCUGGCUGGACAGUGAGGGACACAGUCUCCCUGCUGGACCUACAGAGACACACAGAGACAGUAUGGAUCUCCUAAUCGUGAGACGACGCAUCAUCAUACAGGACAGAGACACCAACAGGGUCACCUGUCGAGUUCAACUGCAGCAACGCAGCCUGGAGAAGGAGACAGAGUUUCACAUCACAGCUGAGAUGUUCCCUCUUGCUCCCUGGAAGGUGGCCUUAGCUGUGCUUUUUCCUCUGGCUGCUCUUGCUGUCAUUGGAUCUGUUAUUUAUUACCGCUUCAGAAAACUGCGCAGAGAACAGCGCAGAAAGGAAGCAGACAUCCAGAAGAUGUAG